AUGAUUGGAGUUCUUGUAAACAAAACAUCUUUUGGCAUACUAGCUGGCUUGGCCAGUGCCGCAUUCGUUGGUUAUUGUGUCUAUUUUGAUAAGAAGCGUCGCGGGCAUCCGGAUUACAAGAAGAAUAUUUAUGAGCGACGUCGCCGCCAUCGCAAAUCAAGUGGCUCAAGUGGCAUACCAGACUUAACGGACGCCAAAUCCAUCGAGAGCUAUUUCAUGCAGGAAAUCCAAAAAAGUGAAAUGCUAAUUACCGACGGCAAUUACGAACGUGCCGCUGAACAUUUGAUGAAUGCAAUUGUCGUUUGCAGCAAACCGGGCAAGUUGCUCAGUGUGCUGCAAAACACAUUGCCCGAGGAGGUGUUCACAUUGCUGGUGUACAAAUUGAAUGCGUAUAAUAUGAAUGCACAGCGGUCGCAAAGUAUGAACGAAGGCAUUGUGCCUUCUCUUGUUGUGGAUGACGGUAGUGUGGAGUAA
This is a messenger RNA of Drosophila nasuta, 474 nucleotides long. RefSeq names its product mitochondrial import receptor subunit tomboy20 (gene tomboy20). Gene Ontology annotation, molecular function: transmembrane protein transporter activity. Lineage: Eukaryota; Metazoa; Arthropoda; Insecta; Diptera; Drosophilidae. The record is from RefSeq and is a predicted model, not a curated record. The transcript has a single exon. The coding region runs from base 1 to 474 and encodes 157 amino acids. Gene Ontology annotation, biological process: protein import into mitochondrial matrix; protein targeting; intracellular protein transport. Gene Ontology annotation, cellular component: mitochondrial outer membrane translocase complex.